Molecule: messenger RNA, 1127 nt
Organism: Leptonychotes weddellii (Weddell seal)
Lineage: Eukaryota; Metazoa; Chordata; Mammalia; Carnivora; Phocidae
Source: RefSeq, a predicted model, not a curated record
AAAGUGUGGCAACAGCCCAGCACAGUAUGUGGUGGAGACUUUGCAGCUUGCUGGCCUGGUUCCCCUUACAAGAAGCCUUUCUGACUAACCACCCAGAAACAGUCACCGUGGAGGAAGGCCAGACACUCAUCCUAAAGUGUGUCGUUUCUCAGGGGAAGACCACCUCCCUGCAGUGGCUAGCCCCAUCAGGGUUCACCAUUUUUUUAAAUGAGCAUCCUGCUUUAAAAAAUUCCAAAUACCAGCUGCUUCAUCACUCCACCAAUCAGCUCUCCAUCAGCGUGCUUAAUGUCACCCAGCAAGAUGAAGGCGUGUACAAGUGUUUACAUUACAGCAACUCGGUGAGAACAAAGGAAGUAAAAGUGAUCGUGCUAGCAACACCUUCCAUGCCGACUCUGGAAGCUUCAGUUAUCAGAAUGCAAAAUGGAAAAGCACACAUUACACUUAAAUGCUCCACCGUGAGAAGUAAACCCCCUCCGCAGAUAACCUGGAUUUUAGGCAAUGGCAUAGAGCUCUCUGGUGAAACCCACCAUGAAUUUGAAACUGAUGGGAAGAAAUGUAACAGCAGCAGCAUCCUCAGAAUCCACACACUGGGCAAAAGUUCAACAGUGGACUGUGUCAUCCGACACAAAGGCCUACAAGGAAGAAAACUGGUAGCACCUUUCCGAUCUGAAGACUUGGUUGCAGUAAUGGAAGAUUCUAGUACAACCAAGAGUGACAAGGAAGAGAAAGAACAAACCACUCAAGACCCUGACUUGGCCACUGAAGCCAGUCUUCAGUAUGUGGGGGUGAUAAGGAGGAAAAAUGGCAUUCUACUGCUCACCCUUGUGUCCUUCCUCAUCUUCAUACUCUUCAUCAUCGUCCAGCUCUUCAUAAUGAAGCUUCGGAAAGCGCACGUGGUGUGGAAAAGAGAAAACGAAACCUCAGAACACACUCUAGAAAGUUACAAAUCGAGGUCAAAUAAUGAAGAAACAUCAUCCCAAGAGAAAAAGGGCCAAACUUUCCACUCUAAGAGCUACGUGAACUACAUCACACAGUUGUACUCAGAAGCAAAAACAAAGAGGAAGGAAAAUGCACAAAAUUCAAAAUUAAAAGAAGAGCCCACUCAUAUACCAGAGAGCAUUGUGUAG